CCAUCUUCCCGGCGGCGGCGGCGGCGGCGGUUCUGAGGCGGUUCUGAGGCGAGCGCGCGCGCGCGCGGAGAAGGGCGGCGGGGCGGGCGGGCCUCGGGCGGCCGCGGCCACCGGGUCAUCGUCUCGGAUCCGCCGCGUGCGGCCUGCGGAAGGGGCAGCAGCAUGUCCGCGGAGGCCUCGGAGGCGGCGUCCGCCGAGGAGCAGAAGGAAAUGGAAGAUAAAGUAACUAGUCCAGAGAAAGCUGAAGAAGCAAAAUUAAAAGCAAGAUACCCUCAUCUAGGACAAAAACCUGGAGGUUCAGAUUUCUUAAGGAAACGAUUACAGAAAGGGCAAAAAUAUUUUGAUUCUGGGGAUUAUAACAUGGCUAAGGCAAAGAUGAAGAACAAGCAACUUCCUGCUGCAGCAACCCCGGACAAGGCCGAGGUCACUGGUGACCACAUCCCCACCCCACAGGACCUUCCUCAGCGGAAACCGUCUCUCGUUGCUAGCAAGCUGGCUGGCUGAUUAAAAGAGCUGAACUGCAUGAACCUCAUUCCUAUUGUUUCUUUUUUGACGUUAUUUCUCUUUUUAUUUCCUUUUAUUCACUAAGUCAUUUGAGAGUGACAGUUUCAUAGGUAGUGGUAGUGCGUGUGCUGCUAUAUAAGGGAAUAUACACGUGUCAGGUCGAUUAGUUUAACAGUGCACUGAUGGAAAAGGGUAUGUUAGCAACGUGAAGUAAGCUACUGGCGAGUAAUUGUAUAUAUUCCCUAGCUCCUAGUCUAGGACUGGUUCCAACAAACAAUAAGCAAGUUUUACAGUUCUAAUAUUUUGGCUUUCUUCUUUAUCUUAGUAAUAACUUUAUAUGUUACUCUUAUCUAAUAUAACCUGUACGGCAUUGAUUUCUUAUGUAAUUUCCUUUUGAAUUUUUGUAAAGACAAGAAAGAAAAAGAACAAAAAGCAAGUUUAAGACCACAAGUUGGAAGAAAGGUCACAUAUUUCAAAUCUAAAUAGAUGGGACUCUGAAACAUUUCUAUCUCUGUGCUUGAACUUGAAUGGCCUUAAACCUGUUUCAGCUUUAACAGUAGAAUUUUACUUGGGCAAUAUUUGCCCUCUGGUGUAACUUAGUCACUCCAGUGCUUCACAGCUGCCAUCGAGGCUCGUAUUCUUCAGUUGUGUAGGCUAGAACACCUUUUGUUGUUGACCAUGUGAAUGAAGUGUGCAUGUGCAUCGACUGUUGAAUCCACUUUGUGCCAUUCUUGUAAAUACAGUGGUUUUGCACAACCUCCCACAAAUACCUGUAUUAAUUUCACAUUAGAAUAUAGGUGAUGUGCCAACCAGAAGCACAAGAGUUCCCACACUAAACUAUGUCAUUAGAGCUUUUGUAUGUCACGAGCAGUUCAUGGACAGUCUCGGGCUUGUAGAAUAUGCCAGACUCCAACCUGCUCUGUCUGCGGCAGGCAAGCUUUCCCGUUUGUCACUGCUGUCCGUGAGAGUCAGUGGCCUUGUGCAAAUAGGAUAUGUUGCUUAGGCAUAUCUUUUGUCUAUGCAGAACAUCUCAACUUUAAUGAAAAUUCCCAUUCAUGUAAUUUAAUGUGUAACUUUUUAAAUGUAAAAUCUUUUACUUCCACAGUCAGUUUUGGGACUCCAGAAUAAAGAGCUUCCAUAUUCUCCUCCUGUGGUCCCCUCCGUUUUCCUGGCUGCUUGCCCUUGAGUCGUGGUGGGCUGCACUGCUGGGUCUGCGGGAAGCAUAGAUGCGGACAGCCUUCGGACAGCGGCCUCUGCCGAAUGCUGUUGCUUUGUAACACAGUGAUGAAGUUCUAAUUUCUGUUGUUACCUACUCUUGAUCCUGUAUUACUAAUAUUUAACAACUGUUUAAAUAAAAGUAACUUUAUAGUGAAACACAUUUAAGAAGACUGGCCUGGGAUAUUAUGUAAUUAUGAGACAAAGUGAAUUAGGCUUGUGACAAGUAACCACAUGAUAGGUGGGAUAUAUACAUAUUAAAAUACUAAGAUAUUUUGCUUCUAUAUAUGUCACUUUAUUUUAUCUGAUUUGGGGGAUGGGGAUGGGAUUGGGCCACAUCUGGCUAUGCGAAGGCUUACUCGUGGUCCAGUGGCUCAGAACACUCCUGGCUGAGCUCCGGGGACCAUCGGGGUUGCCCGGGAUUGAAUCUGGGUCAGCCAUGUGCAAGGGAAGCCCCCUACCCACUGUAGGACCUUUGCAGCCCCAAGAGAUGUCACUUAAAUAAAAAUAAAUUUCAUUUUACUUGUG
Molecule: messenger RNA, 2247 nt
Organism: Sorex araneus (European shrew)
Lineage: Eukaryota; Metazoa; Chordata; Mammalia; Eulipotyphla; Soricidae
Gene: ARPP19
Product: cAMP regulated phosphoprotein 19
Exons: 3
Coding region: 163-504 (113 amino acids)
Cellular component (GO): cytoplasm
Molecular function (GO): protein phosphatase inhibitor activity
Source: RefSeq, a predicted model, not a curated record